Molecule: messenger RNA, 2421 nt
Organism: Trichomycterus rosablanca
Lineage: Eukaryota; Metazoa; Chordata; Actinopteri; Siluriformes; Trichomycteridae
Product: tripartite motif-containing protein 16-like
Exons: 9
Coding region: 1-2421 (806 amino acids)
Molecular function (GO): protein binding; zinc ion binding
Source: RefSeq, a predicted model, not a curated record
AUGGAUGAGGCAAAAAAUUCAGUGACUCAGGAUCAGUUUUGCUGUCCAGUCUGUCUGGAACUACUGAAGGAUCCAGUUGCUGUUCCAUGUGGACACAGUUUCUGUAUGGUGUGUAUCAACAACUGCUGGGAUCAGGAGGAUGAUAAGGAAUCAUACAGCUGUCCACAGUGUAGACAAAACUUCACUCCAAGACCUGCUGUGAGUAAAAACAUCAUUCUGGCUGAAGUUGUGGAGAACCUGAGGAAGAGAAAAUCCCAAGUUCCACUUCCUACUGGACCUGAAGAUGUGGGAUGUGAUUCCUGCACUGGGAGAAAAUACAAAGCAGUAAAAUCCUGUCUGGUGUGUUUGGCCUCUUACUGUAAAUCUCACCUUCAGCCCCACUAUGAAUCUCCUGCUUUUAAGAAGCACAAGCUGGUUAAAGCCUCCAGACGUCUCCAGGAGCAGAUCUGCUCUCAGCAUGAUAAACUCCUGGAGGUUUACUGUCGUACUGAUCAGCAGUGUAUCUGCAUGUUUUGCACCAUGGAUGAUCAUAAAGGACAUGAUACAAUAUCAGCUGCAGCAGAAAGAACUGGGAAACAGAAGCAGCUGCUGAAGAUCCAGAAAAAAAUUCAGAAGAAAAUCCAAAACAGAGAAAAGAAACUUUAUGAGCUGAUAAACGCUGUGGAGUCUCACAAGAGCUCUGCACAGACAGCAGUGGAGAACACUGAGAAGAUCUGUACUGAACUCAUCAACUCAAUUAACAGAAGAUGCUCUGAGGUGAAAGAACUGAUCAGAGAUCGAGAGAAAGUUGUAGUCAGUCAAGCUGAAAAUGUCAUGACUCGGCUGGAGCGGGAGAUUGUAGAUCUGAAGAAGAAAGAUGCUGAACUGAAGCAGCUUUCACACACAGAGGAUCCCAUCCAUUUUCUCCAGAGUUUCCAGUCUCUCUCGACUCCUGCUGGAUCUGCAGAAUCACCCGCCAUCACAAUCAGUCCUUUCCUCUCAUUUGAUGAUGUUACAGAGUCUGUAUCUCAGCUGAGAGAGAAAGUAGAAGAACUCUUGGAAGAGCAGUUUGAGAAGAUACCAGAUGAAGUGAAGGAAAUUCAGAUCAUUCCACCUCAAACCAGAGAAGAUUUUCUACAAUAUUUCUGUCGGUUCACACUGGAUCCAAACACAGUAAAUAAACGUCUCAGUCCAUCUGAGGAGAACAAAGUGGUGACCUGUGGUACAUCAGAACAGUCAUAUCCUGAUCAUCCAGAUAGAUUUGAUUAUUUCCUCCAGGUUCUGUGUAGAGAGAGUGUGAGUGGACGCUGUUACUGGGAGGUUGAGUGGAGUGGGAAUGAUGGGGUUUAUAUUGCGGUGUCAUAUAAAAGCAUCAGCAGGAAGGGACGUGGUUAUGAGUGUGUGUUUGGAUAUAACGAUCAGUCCUGGAGGUUGUUAUGUUCUCCAUCCAGAUUUUUAUUCCUGCACAAUAACAAAACAACUGAAAUACCCAUAAUGCCAAGUUCCUCUAGAAUAGGAGUGUAUGUGGAUUACAGAGCAGGAACUCUGUCCUUCUACAGCGUCUCUGACACAAUGAAGCUCCUCCACAGAGUUCAGACCACGUUCACUCAGCCCCUCUACCCGGGGUUUUGGGUUAAUCCAGGAUCAACAGUGAAACUGAAACGGAAACUCAGUGACGAUGAGGAAAACCUUGAGAUUCACCUCCAUCAGAAACACGGGAACACCAUGGAGAGGUUUUGUGGCAAAGAAGACAAGAACCACAGUGAUGUUUCUACUAAAAAUGAAAGACGUGUUAAUAAGAUUUACUCGUCCCUGUGCAGUUCUCCAACCAGCAAACACUGGACUAAGACCAGUAUUAACUCUGUUGACGUGACUCUGGAUCCCGAUACAGCAAAUUCUAAACUCAACCUGUCUGAUGAUGGAAAACAAGUGAGACACGGAGACAAACGACAGAAUCUUCCUGAUAGUCAGGAGAGGUUCAUUAGCUGCCCCUGUGUACUGGGAAAGCAGGGAUUCUCUUCAGGAAGAGUUUACUAUGAGGUGCAGGUCUGUGGAAAGACAGACUGGGCUUUAGGAGUCACCAGAGGGUCCAUUAACAGGACGGGGAAGGUGAUAUUCAGUCCGACGUUUGGAUACUGGAUCGUAUGGCUGAGGAAUAAGACUGAAUAUGAUGCUUGUGACUCGCUUCCUGUUCUUCUCUCAUUGAAACAGGCUCCUCAGAAGGUGGGGGUGUUUGUGGAUUAUGAGGAGGGUUUGGUCUCCUUCUAUGAUGUAGAUGCCAGGUCUCAUAUCUACAGUUUUACUGGUCAGUCUUUCAAGGGAGGACUUUAUCCAUAUUUUUGUCCCUCUGUCAAUUAUAGAGGUACAAACUCAGCACCACUUAUCAUUACACCUGUCAACCAUGAAGAUUCUUUUCUUACAGAAGUCAUCUUAGGUAGAUAA